AUGGGUCAUCCGGAGAGCACCCAUGACGAUAUCGAAUCGAAUCUCGACAGCGAGUCCUCAACUUGGCGCGACUGGGCAGCAGUGAUAGCUUGGUGUGUAUUGGGCUACUUGUUCAUAAUUUUGACCGUGAUUGGCUAUUUCAAUCCAUCACUCUUGCCGAUUGAUCCCACGUCAUUGCUGUUCAACAAGAACCUCUCUCCAUUUUUUGCCUAUUCGCAUGGAUCGGGAUAUUUCCCGAAGCCGCAAGGCUUCAAGAUUGUCGCAUUAGUGCCUUUCAGGUACCACGAGCGUACAGAGAUUCUCGACUGCUAUUUACAGAAAAAUCUCGUCCACAAUCAUGGCUUCCUCGACCAGGUCGUUUUUGUUCCUCAGACGCACGACCCGGUUAGCCUGGAAUGGUUACAAACCACAGUGAUGGAAACACCAGGGUAUGCGAUAGCCCCACCUGGUCAGGAUAUGGACUGGAAAAUCACACGAGACAAUGUCAUGUACAUUCGUAUUGAUGGCGAUAUCGUUUUCUUGGAAGACCACACUAUCCCUACGAUCGUGAAGACCAAGUUGGAAAACCCCGAAUCGCUGAUGGUCUCCGCCAACGUCGUGAACGAGGCGGCUCUUGCAGCAUUGCAUAGCCAUCCCGGUGUUGCUCUCCCGUAUCUACCAGAAUUGCACCAUGUCAAGCAGACCUCUGGAUUCAAGGAGCGGAUAAGCCAAGGAUGGCGCGCCUCAGGCCUACCUGCAUGGGAAGGUCCAGCAAGCUUUCGAGUUCGGAAGGGAUUCAGGCCCCCAUUUGAAGGCCAUCGGUGGUUGCUACCGGCCGAACCGGGCUCUGAUCGAGAUCCCAUCGCGGCCUCGGUAUAUACGGAUACUGGGCCGACUCUGAAUGACUGGACGGUCGCUGCGCAGCAACAUUACUCGUUCCUUCAUCAUCUCGAAACGAACCAUUUGAAGCGAUACAAGUUUCCGGUUUGGGUGGAUCCCACCGAGCCAAUUAGCCAGAAUUUUGGAUGCUUCUGGGGGAGGGAUGCACUAGCUCUUCGUGAGAUUUUUGAAGUCGGUCACACAACUGAUGGACCCGGUAAGCCUUGGAUCAGGGCAGACGGGACUAGGCCGCAUGUCAACAUUGAUGGGAAAGGCCUGGCCGCGCAUUAUUCGGCCAGUUCAGGAGCUGCGGGUCUAGAUUCGACCGAUCUUUUGGACCGCUAUCGAGCAUAUGCCCAGGAGAAAGUCUGUCGCUUUACAUCGUGA
Molecule: messenger RNA, 1245 nt
Organism: Penicillium pulvis
Lineage: Eukaryota; Fungi; Ascomycota; Eurotiomycetes; Eurotiales; Aspergillaceae
Exons: 2
Coding region: 1-1245 (414 amino acids)
Source: RefSeq, a predicted model, not a curated record